AUGCCACCAAAUACACAGCCUCAAUUUAUUGUGGCUUUUACGCCGCAGCCUUCCUCCAUAAUUAUCGUUUUCGGGUCCAGGAUCGAACCGUGGCUCACAAAAUCAUUGAAACGUAUCGAACCCAAUAAACCGCUUAAUAGCGUUGCUGAACAUCAAACAUGCUUUAGCAAAAUUUUGUUAUCGCCGAACACCAUUUGGAUCCUGGCAUCCCUAAUGCGAAAAGGUUUAAAAUCCGAAUCGGAUCCCGAGUUUUAUUUUGUUAAUAUUAAAGCAAAUGUUAUUUUUAUCGAUAUCCUAUGCGAUAAAAUUAUAUUUAAAUUAAUUUCGAACACAAUAAACGCCUUAAUUAAAUAUUAUUAA
This is a messenger RNA of Pyricularia pennisetigena, 360 nucleotides long. RefSeq lists its product as uncharacterized. The record is from RefSeq and is a predicted model, not a curated record. Lineage: Eukaryota; Fungi; Ascomycota; Sordariomycetes; Magnaporthales; Pyriculariaceae. The transcript has a single exon. Bases 1 to 360 code for a protein of 119 amino acids.